CGAGCGCCUCCUCGCGCCGCUGCUCGCGCCUGGUUGCAGACUGCAGGCGCUCCUCUUUGUGUGGCUCCCUGUUUGCGAGCGAACUCAGAAAGCCUGAAAGACCGUCAUGGCAGCGAAGCCCAAGCUCCACUAUCCCAACGGAAGGGGCCGGAUGGAAUCUGUAAGAUGGGUUUUAGCUGCCGCUGGAGUCGAGUUUGAUGAAGAAUUUUUAGAAACAAAAGAACAGUUGCUGAAGUUGCAGAAUGGUAACCACCUGCUGUUCCAACAAGUCCCAAUGGUUGAAAUUGAUGGGAUGAAGUUGGUGCAGACGCGAAGCAUCCUCCACUACAUAGCGGAGAAGCACCAUCUCUUUGGCAAGGACCUCAAGGAGAAAACCCUGAUUGACAUGUAUGUGGAGGGGACUCUGGAUCUGCUGGAAUUGAUUAUCAUGCAUCCUUUCUUAAAACCAGACGAUCAACAAAAGGAAGUGGUCAGCAUGACCCAGAAGGCCGUUAUUAGGUACUUUCCUGUGUUUGAAAAGAUUUUAAAGGAUCAUGGACAAACAUUUCUUGUUGGUAACCAGCUGAGCCUUGCAGAUGUGAUUCUUCUUCAAACCAUUUUGGCUCUAGAAGAGAAAAUUCCUAAUAUCCUCUCUGCAUUUCCUCACCUCCAGGAGUUCACAGUGAAAAUAAGUAACAUCCCUACCAUUAAGAAAUUCUUGGAACCUGGCAGCAAAAAGAAGCCUCCCCCUGACGACAUCUACGUGAGAACUGUCUAUACCAUCUUUGCACCGUAAAACAACACGCAUCAGUGAGCGAGAGCUUCCCUCGAGAUUGCUGUGUCCUCAGUAGCAUCUUAAUUGUGGCCAGGCUGUAGUGAUCCCAGCUCAGUUGUGGUGCUAUGUAUAGUUGCUCUCUAAAUAGGGUCUUUCAUGUCAAGGAGAUCUCUUCUAGAAACACAGACAUAUUUUUGUCCAGGGAAUAAUUGUUACGGGGCCCUUUUCCGAAAAUCUUUUUGGGGAGGCUGCUGUUUAAGUGAGAUCUGAUCUCGUUACUUUCUUCCUGUAGUUGGGCGGGCAGGACCUUGUGUUCCCCCCAGCUCCUUUUCUCCUUCUCCUAUCCCAUUCCAAACACCCUCCGGUCUCUUCUUCAUUUUUAGUGUCUAAUGACAACAGAAUGUCCAGUGAAUGACUCUCCUCUGAGCUAUGACAAAUUAAAUGGUAGUAAUGAAUGCAGUUGACAUUAGCCAAAAUAAAGAACUGAUGAGUCAUUACCCUGUUGCUAGAAUUUUCUUUGAGUGUAUAAUACCUUCACUUGCUUCAAAAUUCAGAAAUGCGUAAAGUGAUAUACAGUUGGAAGUUGUCCCCAGCCAUCCAGUUCUGCUUCCUACAGGCAAACAUAGUUAAUUUGUAUCAUUUUCCAGCUGUAUGACACAUGUAUGAGCAAAUGCAAAUACAUAUUAUAUUUAUCCACCUAUUAUCCAAA
Molecule: messenger RNA, 1463 nt
Organism: Choloepus didactylus (southern two-toed sloth)
Lineage: Eukaryota; Metazoa; Chordata; Mammalia; Pilosa; Megalonychidae
Gene: GSTA4
Product: glutathione S-transferase alpha 4
Exons: 7
Coding region: 107-775 (222 amino acids)
Biological process (GO): glutathione metabolic process; xenobiotic metabolic process
Molecular function (GO): glutathione transferase activity
Source: RefSeq, a predicted model, not a curated record